UCUUCAUAGAGCAAAUUUUGCUUGCAGAUUUUUUUUCUAAUAAAACGUCAUUUAUCAGUUUGGUGUAAAAUUUCUUUAUAGAGAAAAAAGAAGAAGAAGAAAAAAAAAAGGAAGAAAUGCCUAGUCACAAAUUGCAAAAGAAGCAAAUGCAACAGCAGAGAGUAUUGAAAAAAAAUUUCAAAGAUGAUCUUCUCAAAUGGAUUUGUGAAAAACAUGCCACCAACAGUCCUCUGGAUAGGGAAAUUUUGAAAGAAAAAGCCCAGCAACUUUCUCAAACACACGAGAUUAUCAAUUUCAAAUGUUCGGAGCAGUGGAUAACGAGAUUUUUGAAAAAAAAUGGAUUUUCAACAACACUAACAACAUGUACAGGUCCAUAUUUCAAAGAUUAUCGUCUCUGGAUCGAUUUAAUGAGAUCAACAUUGACACAAUAUAAAUAUAAAGAUAUUUUUAACGUUGACGAAUUAACAAUGUAUUCAGACGUAUGUCCAUUAAAAAUUGACACAAAUUCACAAAAUGACAAUAAUGAAAAUAUAAUAAAUGCAACAAAUCUUAUUUCAAUUCUUCUCUGUUGCAAUUCAUCAGGAACUGAUAAAUUACCACCAUUAAUAAUUGGCCCCGAAAAAUGUAAUAUCACUCGCAAUGAUUGUAAAUAUUAUUACAAUGAAAAUUCAUCAAUAAAUGAUGAAAUAUUCAUUGAAUGGAUUAUUUAUUUAAAUGAAAUAAUGGAACAAAAAAAUCGACAAAUACUUUUACUAUUGCAUCGUCAUAGAAUAAGUGCAAUUGGAAAUAGAAAAUUGUCUAAUGUGAAAUUAAUUUUUUUUCCCAAUAAUUUUCCAUCACAUUUACGUCCAUUGAGACGUGAUGUUUUUCAUUCGACAAAAAUGAAUUAUCGAUUGAUGUACGCUGAGAAAAUAUUUCAAGAUGACGCCAAAUGGGAAUUAAAUGAAAUGAUAAUUGCUAUUAUUAAAUCAUGGAAUCAAAUAUCAAGGGAAUUAAUAAUCACAAGUUUUCAACGUACAACAUUUAGAUCGGAUGAUAAAAUUUUGGAAAUAAUUAAUGACAAUUGGGAGAAAUUAAAUACGGGUGUAAGUUUUAAAAAACUUGUUACAUUUGAUGAUCAUUUAUCAGAUCAAUUAAAUUCAAUUAAUGAUAUUAAACAAUUGAAUAAUAAUGUGAAACAAAAAUAUAAUUUGAGAACAUCAAAUCAUGAAGUAUUUGAAAUUGAUGAAGAUUUAUCAAAAUUGAAGAAUGAAUCGUCAAAAAUUGAAAAUACAACUAAUAUUAUUGAAAAUGAUUUGGAAAAUAAUUUACAAGAAAUUAAUUCAAUGAAUUUAAAAACAAAUGAAAUUAUUUCAAAUAAUUUGGAGGAAAAUAUUACAAGAGAUUUAGAAAAAUAUCCCUUAGAUUUGUCGGAAAAUAUUGAGGAAAAUAUUUCAAAAAAUUCUGAAUUAAUUAUUCCAAUAGACACAGAAAAUAUUUCCAAAGAAAGUAAAGAACAAUUUUCGGAAAAUUUACAAAGAAAUUCUUCAAAAGAUUUGGAAAUUAAUUUGGAAGAGACGAAUAUUUUGCAAAAAAAUUUAAUAACAAAUGUUCCCGUUGAUUCGAUGGAAGAAGAUUCGCCAAUAAAUUUGAAAGAGAAUAUUUCGAAGAAUUUAGAAGAAAAUAUUCCAAAAAAUUUACAGGAGAAUAAUUUAGAAACUAACGAAGAGAAUAAUAAUGAUUUAUGGAAAAUUUUAGAACAUGACAACAAUGAAUUAUGUUUUUUGGAAAAAAUUCCAAAUUUACCUUCAGAAGAAUUGAAAAUAAAUAAAAAUACGUUUACUAUUAUUUUGGAAACAACAAUAAAUUCACCACAGGAAAUUAAGGAAUCAAUCUCUCGUUGUGAAAUGUCAGACGAUAAUAAGAAGAAUUGUCAGCAGACAGAAGAAGAAUUUGUCGUCAAUAUUAAUGAGAAGAGCAAUAAACCUUUGACAUUGGAAAAAAGAAAUCAUUCUCCCCUUCACGAUGAAGAUGAACCGCCGGGUAAAAUUCAAAAGACAGAAACUCACUGGUGCGAUAAAUAUGAGAAUAGUUAUGUUUUUGGUUCUAAUUCAUUUCCUGGGCCAUCAUCAUCAUCAUUAUCACACAAUGAUUAUAAUCAAAAUUUGGAAAAUCAUGUUGGUACGCAAACAUUAAUUUCUCAAGCUAAAAAUAUUGAAUUAAUAAAUUUCAAAGAAAAAGAAGAGACAAAGGAAAAAAGUUCCGGUCCAGGUCAUAUUUUUACAAAAAGCGGUACUCGCUCGCCUAAGAAUUAAUUUAACAAUGAAAAGAGAGCAAAAAAUAAGUUUUCCAACUUGAAUUUUUCAUUUCAAAAAGAGAGAUAUUUUGAAAAAAUAUAAAAACUUCUUUUUUUUUUUUUUUUGUUCUAUUAAACAGAUAUAUUGGAAACAAAGUAUUAAUAUCCUUAUAUAGGCUCUUAAGAUUAAUAUCUGUAAUAAAAUAAAUCAAAUUUCAUCAUUUACAAUAAAUAAUGAAGUGUAAAGAAAAGAUAAAGAAAAUUUU
This is a messenger RNA of Leptopilina boulardi, 2541 nucleotides long. RefSeq names its product MATH and LRR domain-containing protein PFE0570w-like. NCBI's taxonomy places the organism in Eukaryota, Metazoa, Arthropoda, Insecta, Hymenoptera, Figitidae. Bases 117 to 2294 code for a protein of 725 amino acids. Gene Ontology annotation, molecular function: DNA binding. The transcript is spliced from 3 exons. Gene Ontology annotation, cellular component: nucleus. The record is from RefSeq and is a predicted model, not a curated record.